Molecule: messenger RNA, 416 nt
Organism: Aspergillus campestris IBT 28561
Lineage: Eukaryota; Fungi; Ascomycota; Eurotiomycetes; Eurotiales; Aspergillaceae
Product: 60S ribosomal protein eL43
Exons: 4
Coding region: 72-350 (92 amino acids)
Biological process (GO): translation
Cellular component (GO): ribosome
Molecular function (GO): structural constituent of ribosome
Source: RefSeq, a predicted model, not a curated record
UUGAAAGCCUCACGCUCACUUUUGACUGUCCGCUUUGUAUCUCUUCUUCGACCUCAUCAGCCUUAGCCAAGAUGACGAAGCGCACCAAGAAGGUCGGAAUCACGGGUAAAUAUGGUACCAGAUACGGUGCCUCCCUGCGUAAGCAGGUGAAGAAGAUGGAAAUCUCCCAGCAUGCCCGCUACGUCUGUACCUUCUGCGGUAAGAACACCGUCAAGCGCAAGGCCGUCGGUAUCUGGGAGUGCAAGGGUUGCAACAAGGUCGUUGCCGGUGGCGCCUACGCUGUCUCCACCCCCGCUGCCGCUGCCACCCGUUCCACCAUCCGCCGUCUCAGAGAAAUCGCGGAGGUUUAAAUGUGAUGAUGGGAUUCCUUUACUGUUACGUUUGAAAUAAAAAAAAGACCAAUUUUUUUUUCACAA